UUAUCGUUUCUCUCCUUUCAUUUUGACACAAGUACCAAUUCAUUGACUCGAUAUAUAGAGCGCGGGCGAGACAAUGGGCAAUACAGAGAGUAACGUGACAAGUGGCGUGAAGAAGCAAACGGAUGCCUCGUCGAUUUUAUUGUACAAACUCGUCGAUUUAAAAGGGGGUGGACUGCUGGUCGACAUGAUGAAACGUGCCUCGCAAACGAAACAAUACGCCGAGCUGGAUCACGCCAUCAGGACGAAAGUCGAGCCUUACCUGUACAAUAAAGGAAAAGGAAAGUGGAUACCCAUAUGCAAAAUCGUGCUAAUGAGAAACAAAGAGAGAGCUAGACACAAGCUGCUGCCUGAGCUGAGAAAUAUGGAAAAGCCCGAGGAUAAAAUUGCAACAAAUAUAAUUUUUCCAAAAAUAUACGUUAUCAAAAUAUACAACAACCGACGAGUAAAUUAUACCUCAGACAAGAGCAAGUACCGUCUGGUAUGCUGGCGCCUGAAUCAGCGCGGCGCCGUGGGCGAGACGAUCCUCCACCUGUGCAUGCUGCACGCCACCGCCAUCCACGCGGACCUGGCCAAGCGCCUGCUGCGCUUCUAUCCCAAGCUCAUCAACGACAUCUACAUGGACGACGAGUACUACGGCGAGAAUCCGCUGCACAUCGCCAUCGUCAACGAGGACCCGUCCAUGGUCAAGUUCCUCCUCGACAGCGGAGCCGACGUGAACGAGCGAUGCUUCGGCAACUUCAUGUGCCCCGAGGACCAGAAGGCGUCGCGCAACGACAGCGUCGAGCACGAGUGGGUCUGCGUGCAGCCCGAGACCAAUUACGACGGUUACGUGUACUGGGGUGAAUAUCCGUUAAGCUUCGCCGCCUGCCUGGGCCAGGAGGAAUGCUACCGUCUCAUACUGGCCAGAGGCGCGGAUCCCGAUAAGCAGGACACGAACGGCAACACCGUUCUCCACAUGCUUGUCAUUUAUCAAAAGCUCUCGACGUUCGACAUGGCGUACGAGGUGGGCUCGUCGCUGUCGGUGGCCAACGUGCUGCACCUGACGCCGCUCAAGCUCGCCGCCAAGCUCGCCCGCAUCGAGAUGUUCUUUCACAUACUCAACAUCGAGCGCGAGAUCUACUGGCAGAUCGGCAGCAUCACCUGCGCGGCCUAUCCGCUGUCGCAGAUCGACACGAUCGACGUCGAUACCGGCCAGAUCGUCAAGAACUCGGCGCUCAAUCUGGUCGUUUUCGGAGACAAAGACGAGCACUUGGAGUUGAUGGACGGCGUACUGAUCGAUCUGCUCAACGCCAAAUGGAACACCUUCGUCAAGUCGCGAUUCUAUCGGCAAUUCUACCUGUUCUGCUGCUACUUCUUGCUCUCGGCGGUGAGCUUCGUUCUGCGACCGGGCCCCGACGAGGAGCCCCAACAGACGUCCGGCAACGACACCACAACAUCCUCGUCGACCGAGCCGGCCAUGGAUGAUCAGCCGCUCGAAGUCACUCUGUCGUCUCUGCUGGUUAAAAAUCUCGCCGAUCAAUUGGCCUCGAGUCUGAAAUUGUCGGAUCUGGAAGCGAUCAACGCCAGUGGUGGUGGUGGUAGUAGCGACAACGACUCGAUGUUGCUCGAGCGGAUCUCGUCGCUGGUCGCGGCCAACUUGAGCGAGGCCAUCAAGGACCUUUGGCUGAGGCAAAAUUCAACCAUGACGGCAAUGAGCGGUACGGAGCUGAUGUUUAACGACGCAGCAGCCGCCGCGAGCAAUUCUACUCGUGAUUUUUACGACGAUUCGAGCUUAAGUAGUUUAGAUUCGAACGGCUCGCUGAUAUGGAAGCGAGCGAAACAACAAGACGAUAAAGACGAUUGGUGGGACCGGUUGACGAACGGCGAGUGCCGACUGAUGAACAUGAGCGAGCCCAUCGCCAAGGUGCGCAUAAUCGCCGAGAUCGCGACCGAGAUCGGCGCCAUACUCUACAUCCUGGCGGCUCUGCGCGAGGCCCGCUUCCUCGGCCUCAGCAUGUUCGUGGAGAAUCUCAUGACCGCCCCUUCCCGCGUCAUGUUUCUCAUCUCGUGCUCGAUCCUGCUGAGCUUCCCCUUGCUGCGCUUCGACUGCGCCGACGAGCUCGAGGACAAGCUCGCCGUCGUGGUGAUGCUCACCACGGCGCCCUACUUCCUCUUCUUCUGCCGGGGCUUCAAGAGCGUCGGGCCCUUCGUCGUGAUGAUCUAUCGCAUGAUCAUGGGCGAUCUGCUGCGCUUCGUCUCCAUCUAUCUCGUCUUCGUGAUGGGCUUCUCGCAAGCGUACUACAUCAUCUUUCUGUCGUUCGACAAUCCCGUGACGCCCGAGGGCGUCGACGACACCAAAGCCAAUCCCAUGCCCUCGGCGAUGGAGUCGAUAAUGGCCAUGUUUCUGAUGAGCAUGACGAAUUUCGGCGACUAUUACGACGCCUUCGAGAACACCGAGCACGAGAUAGAGGCCAAGUUGCUGUUCGUCGUUUACAUGGCGAUCGUGGCCAUACUGCUGGUCAACAUGUUGAUCGCCAUGAUGGGCAACACUUAUCAGAAGAUCGCCGAGACCCGCAACGAGUGGCAGAGGCAGUGGGCGCGAAUCGUUCUCGUGGUCGAGCGAGGCGUGGCGCCGGCCGAGCGUCUGAAAAAGCUCAACGAUUACUCCCAGCCCAUGUCCGACGGGCGCAAAGCUCUCGUGCUGAGAUUGAGCCAGAGCGAGGAGGACAAGGAGGAGAUGAAGGAGAUACUCGAGAUGAAGAGGGUGCACGAGAAAAUGGUCAAGAGGCGGAAGGACAAGCUGCAGGCGGAAAAGGAAUUGGCCGAGAAAAAGAAGCAGCAACAGCAACAGCAGAUAAAGGACGCGAAAGCUUAGACGCUGCGCAGG
Messenger RNA from Trichogramma pretiosum, 2866 nucleotides. It is a transcript of the gene nan, whose product is annotated as transient receptor potential cation channel subfamily V member 5. NCBI's taxonomy places the organism in Eukaryota, Metazoa, Arthropoda, Insecta, Hymenoptera, Trichogrammatidae. Gene Ontology annotation, cellular component: membrane. The record is from RefSeq and is a predicted model, not a curated record. Gene Ontology annotation, molecular function: protein binding; calcium channel activity. Gene Ontology annotation, biological process: calcium ion import across plasma membrane. The transcript is spliced from 12 exons. The coding region runs from base 74 to 2854 and encodes 926 amino acids.